Molecule: messenger RNA, 1262 nt
Organism: Oncorhynchus keta (chum salmon)
Lineage: Eukaryota; Metazoa; Chordata; Actinopteri; Salmoniformes; Salmonidae
Product: collagen alpha-2(IV) chain-like
Exons: 2
Coding region: 1-1101 (366 amino acids)
Source: RefSeq, a predicted model, not a curated record
AUGAUAUGUAUUAGAGGUAGAGGUAUGAGGUGUUUGAGAUGUAUUAGAGGUAUUGGAGGUAGAGGUAUGAGAGGUGUGAUCGGUAGAGAUAUUAAAGGUAGAAGAAUGAGAGAUAGAGGUAUGAGAGGUAUUGGAGGCAGAGGGAUUAGAUGUAUGAGAGGUAUUGGAGGUUUGAAAGGUAUUGGAGGUAUGAGAGGUAUUGGAGGUUUGAAAGGUAUUGGAGGAUUGAAAGGUAUGAGAGGUAUUGGAGGUUUGAACGGUAUGAGAGGUUUGAAAGGUAUGAUAGGUAUUGGAGGAUUGAAAGGUAUGAAAGGUAUUGGAGGAUUGAAAGGUAUGAAAGGUAUUGGAGGUUUGAAAGGUAUGAGAGGUUUGAACGGUAUGAUAGGUAUUGGAGGUUUGAAAGGUAUGAGAGGUAUUGGAGGUUUGAAAGGUAUGAGAGGUAUUGGAGGUUUGAACGGUAUGAGAGGUUUGAAAGGUAUGAUAGGUAUUGGAGGAUUGAAAGGUAUUGGAGGAUUGAAAGGUAUGAAAGGUAUUGGAGGUUUGAAAGGUAUGAGAGGUUUGAACGGUAUGAUAGGUAUUGGAGGAUUGAAAGGUAUGAAAGGUAUUGGAGGAUUGAAAGGUAUGAAAGGUAUUGGAGGUUUGAAAGGUAUGAGAGGUUUGAAAGGUAUGAAAGGUAUGAGAGGUUUGAAAGGUAUGAGAGGUUUGAAAGGUAUGAAAGGUAUGAGAGGUUUGAACGGUAUGAUAGGUAUUGGAGGUUUGAAAAGUAUGAAAGGUAUGAUAGGUAUUGGAGGAUUGAAAGGUAUGAGAGGUUUGAAAGGUAUGAUAGGUAUUGGAGGCUUGAAAGGUAUGAAAGGUAUGAGAGGUUUGAAAGGUAUGAUAGGUAUUGGAGGAUUGAAAGGUAUGAAAGGUAUUGGAGGUUUGAAAGGUAUGAAAGGUAUUGGAGGUUUGAAAGGUAUGAGAGGUUUGAAAGGUAUGAAAGGUAUGAGAGGUUUGAAAGGUAUGAAAGGUAUGAGAGGUUUGAAAGGUAUGAAAGGUAUUGGAGGUAUUACAGUUAGAGGUAUGCUAAGAGACUAUGAGAUCAUGACAGCAGCCCUGGAUUAACAGGGGGAGAAGGCUAUUACGUCCAGUGGAACAUUGUGUAGUAGUAAUGUGUUAUAUUAGACAGAAUGACACACUGAAUAUGUUAUAUAGAAUAAAAAAGCUUUAUUUUAUAAAAAUCCAUGGUAACAGUUACAUGAUUUGAUUUGUAAUGAAUUGUUCAA